This is a messenger RNA of Gossypium arboreum, 4679 nucleotides long. RefSeq names its product disease resistance protein RPV1-like. Lineage: Eukaryota; Viridiplantae; Streptophyta; Magnoliopsida; Malvales; Malvaceae. Gene Ontology annotation, biological process: defense response; signal transduction. The transcript is spliced from 10 exons. Bases 64 to 987 code for a protein of 307 amino acids. The record is from RefSeq and is a predicted model, not a curated record. Gene Ontology annotation, molecular function: ADP binding.
AUUGAUUCUACCAUGUGGUAACAGCUGUCUUGACUCAAUCUCGCGUUUGAUAAAAGGAUACCAAUGAUGAUGGAUAUUUUACGCUUUUCUUCUUACUGUAAACACAAGCAGCUAAGCAAAGCAAACUUGUUCCCUCGGUGUAUUUUGCUCUCUUUUGCUUCAGUCUCCCACUAUCUAUUCCCUUUCAUGGAGUCUUCUUCUUCAUCUCCUCGUCCAAUGAAGCAUCAAGUUUUCUUGAGCUUUAGAGGUGAAGACACACGCCUAAACUUCACCAGUCAUCUACUCAAAGCAUUGAAAGACACGGGCAUGAAUGUCUUCUUCGAUGAAGAAACAUUGGAAAGAGGGGAGCAAAUUUCACCGGCACUUUCAAAUGCAAUUGUGGCCUCAAAUCUCUCGAUCAUCAUUUUAUCUAAAGAUUAUGCUUCUUCCAAAUCAUGCUUGGCUGAAGUUUCUUGGAUCAUGAAAUGCAAGCGCACUCAACAACAAAUUGUUCUUCCUAUCUUUUACCAUGUUGAUCCUUCUGAUGUGCGGAACCUUGGUGGCAGUUUCAAAACAUCCUUUAUUGACCAUGAAUCAAAAAGUCUAGAUCAAGUACAACGAUGGAAAGAAGCCUUCGCUGAAGUCGGUAAAUUAAAAGGGUGGCAUAUUGAAGGUGGCAAGUUCGACAGACCUGAAACCGAGUACAUCAAGGAUAUCGUUGAAUAUGUUACAAAAAAGCUGAUGAAAGACAAAUCCGGUUUUGCUUUUGAAGAAUUUGUUGGAAUAGAUUAUCAGAAAACGACAAUCUUGGAGCUAAUUAAGCAAAAAGAUUGUCGUGUAAUAGGGCUUUGGGGAAUGGCUGGUAUAGGCAAAACUACCCUUGCUAGUGUUGUAUAUAAUGAAAUCUAUUCAAUGUUUGAUAGUUGCCGGUUUCUUCUAAAUGUUAGAGAAAAAUACAAAAACAAGGGAUGGAAUAUUUACGAGGUAGCCUUCUUUCUGAAAUAUUAAAUGAAAUAUUAAACCAAGGAAAUCAUAUAUUCACCCCCUUGAUAGGGUCCACUUUUAUCCGAGAGAGGCUCAACAAUAAAAAAGUAAUUGUUGUUCUGGAUGAUGUUGAUGAUCCAGACCUAAUAGAUUACUUGGGUGUUAAACAUUUUGGUGAUGGAAGUAAAAUCAUACUAACAUCCAGAGAUAGACAAGUUCUUAAAAUGGAGGAGCUGACAUAAUAUAUAAGAUAAAUAAGUUAGAUGAGAACAGCUCUCUCAACUUUUUUCUACAUUUGCAUUUAAGCAAUUGAACCCAACAGCUAAUUUUCGAGAUCUAUCGAACCAAUUUGUAGGAUAUGCCCAAGGCAAUCCACUUGCUCUUAAGGUUUUGGGUUCUAAACUAUACACGAAAUCUAGAAAAGAGUGGAAAAGCGAGGUGGAUAGACUAAAGGAAUAUGGCCAACCAAAAAUUUCACAAAUUUUAAAGAGCAGCUUUGAUGGGUUAGAUGAACUAGACAAGAAUUUAUUUCUCGACAUAGCAUGCUUCUUUAAAGGGAAAAUAAGAGAGAAGUAGAAAAAUUCUUUGUUCCUGGUAUAAUGGUGCAGUGUGUGGAAUAAGCAAUUUGGUGGAUAAAUGCCUACUUGAUGUCUCCCGUUUUCAAGAUAUGCUUGACAAUCUCGGACGUCGACGUUUGCAAUUUCACUCUUUAAGAGAAGAACCUCUAAUGAUUUCUAUGCAUGAUAUCCUUGAAGAGUUGGGUAAAGAUAUUGUUCGUCAAGAUGCUAUAGGCAUUGGAAACUGCAGUAGACUAUGGAGUCCUAAAGAUGUGUAUCAAGUGCUGAGAUACAAUAAAGGAACUGAAUCAAUUAGAGGAAUAAAGUUAGACAUGUCUCAAAUUGAUAACUUAAAGUUAUCUCCUGUUAUUUUUGAGAACAUGCUAAAUCUUAGAUUUAUCCACUUCUAUUUUCCUCGGAAAUUUAAGAAGUGUUGGAAUAAAAGCCUACUUGCGGACCAAGUUGAUAUCAUAUCUCUUCCUGAUGAGUUAAGAUAUCUUUCUUGGAGUUAUUAUCCAUUCAAAUCUUUAUCCUCAAGUUUUAAUCCAAAGAAUCUUGUUGUGUUGAAAUUACCAUACGGUGACAUGGAACAACUUUGGAAUGAAGAUGAUCAUCAGGAUCUUGUUAGUUUAAGGAAAUUGAUCUUACCGACUGCAAGAAUUUAAGGAAGAUUCCUAAUCUACCAGGAGCAAUCCACCUUAAAAUCCUUCACUGUUUUGGGUGUGAAAGUUUGAUUAAAUUUCCUUGCCUAACUCAUUUGGCAUCUCUUAAAAGUUUUGAUCAUCGGAGUUGUCAUAAUCUCGAGAAGAUUCCUGAAAUCCCAAGUCAUCUUAAUUCCUUGUAUUUAAAAGGAACAAGAAUAAAGGAAGUGCCUGAUUCAAUUGAACAUCUCAUCGGACUUAGAAAUUUAGAGUUGGGAAACUCAAGGGUUAAAAAUGUGUCCAACAAUAUUUCAAAGUUGGAAUCCCUCUAUUAUUUGGGUCUUAGUCAUUGUCCUAUCACCGAAUUUCCUGAAAUCCCAAGAAGCUUAUGUGUAUUGGACUUAUCAGAGACCCAAAUUGAACAAGUGUCCUUGUCUUCCGACUGUGUAAGUAAUCUUCAAAACUUAAAUAUGAGCGGCUCAAGUAUUCAAAAGCUACAGUGCAAUAUUUCCCUAUCUGGUUCAAGAGAGAUUCCAACCAUUGAUGUGCCCUCAUCAAUCUUAAGGUUUAAAAGCCUACAAACUUUGAAAUUGAAUCACUGCAAGAGCCUUAAACUACUCUUAGAGCUUCCACCACUUAUAGGGCACUUGGUUGGACAUGACUGCACAUCAUUAGAAAAGUAUCGUUCACAGAUAAAAAUCUACAACAGCACGAUUUUUUUGAUGGGAAUGAUGAGUUUUGCAUGAUGUUCUCCAAUUGCUUUAAUUUGAAUCAAGAUUCAAUUGAUAGCAUUGAGACAAAUGCCAUGUUCAAAAUUGGAUCCAUAGCAGAAAAAUGUGGAGAGCGAUAUUUUUUUCGUAGAGGAGCAUCGGUUUGCUGUUUCCCGGUUUGCUGUUUCCCGGAAACCGAAAUCUCAGCAAAUAAGUUCGAGUCCCAGAACGUGAAUUCUUCCUUAACAUUGAAGAUAGCACCAAAUGUGUGUGGUAAGAGAAGAUUCUUGGCUUUUGCUAUCUGCCUUGUGGCCGAUCUCACCCACUGUAGUCGCUUCGAAGGACUUGAAUUUACCUGUGAAUACCAACUGACAGUUUCUAGUUGUAGUGAUGGUGCUGGUGGUUAUGAAAAGUUCAAAAGUUUUCUUUAUGACGGUCGGAUUUUUAAGUCAAAGCAUAAGUACAUGGGUGAUCACGUAUUGAUUCUAUUUAAGAAUGAUAUGGUUAAAGAAGAUAAGAAUUAUGAAGAGGCAUCAUUUAAAUUCUACAUCAGAAGUUAUAGCUACAAUGAAGAGGGUGAAAAAAUAUGUCUCCAUGAUUUCAAGGUGAAGAAAUGCGGUGUUCAUGUAUUUUAUGUGGGUGCAAAGAAUUGUGCCGAUGGCAAUGUUUAAUCCAGUGAAAACUCCAACUUGAAUGAGAUGAGCAAUGAUGAAUCCGACGACAGUUUUUACUCUGCCGAAGAAGCUAUAUUUGAGGAAGCCAAUAGUGAUACACAAAAGAGGCUUUAGCUAUGAUGGAGAAGAAGGGGAUGGAGGGUCUAAAUGGUUGAAAUAAUAGUAGUAUUUCUUUUCAUAUCUGAAUCUGCUUUUCAGAAGAUUCAACUUCUCAAUGUUGCCAUCUAAAUGGACAAGGGUUUAAAGCAAUGUAGUAUAAGUUAGCCAAAACCUAGAGAUUAAAUUUUGACUUUAUAAAUUUGGUACUGCGAAGGGCAUGAAGAUGGCAGUGAUUGAUGCAAGUAAAGCAGAUGAGGGAACAGGGAGACAUGAGGGACCAUAUGGUCUUGCCAAUUUAGAAUUUAACGAAACUUCCCUUAUCUCAAAACUUGUGGAAUGAACACACGGAGCUAGAGAUUAUUCAGUGGCAACCCUAUGACAGUUUUCAUGCUCAAGCUAGAUUGGUAUAGAAUAUGUUGUCCAAGAAGUAAAUUCUCCAUAUUAAUUGAUUUGGAGGAAAACUGAAUGGCAACUGGAGAUUUCAAUACAGUAGCAAAAAGAUAUUGCUUUGGAGUUCAUAACAUAUCCAUAACGGUUUUGGGAUCAGUGGUGGACUUCAUUCAGCCACAUUGUUUAGUCUCUAACAUCGGGAAUGAAGAUGGAAAUCAUUGAUGUAAGGAAAGCAGAUGAGGAAGCCGAGUCAAUAGGGAAUAAAAGAGGAACAAAAUCUGGCAGAGAACCUGGAAUGAAGUGAUGGAGGUGGAUGUUAUUUUCAAUGCCAACCCUGUCACACUUUUCAUUCUCAAGAUGGAUGGAUGAGCUUUUAUGUUUAUCCCAUGGUGGAACCCAACAAAAACACUAUCAACUUCAAUGUCAAGUGUUGGUUACAUGGUAGACCCAUUUGACUUCUUUAUCACAUCAGAUUGGGCUGAAACUUGGAUCAAAUUUCCUUUUUCCAAGAUUAUGAGAGAUUGAACUUCAAUUUUUGUAAUUAAAAUUCCAGAGUUUUACUCUGUUUUUGGGUUGAAAGAAUGCAAUAUUGGAAUUGGUAAUCAGUGAUUUAGUGAGUAAGAAUUGAGUAUUUUAUUACGAUAA